ACGAAGAAAAUGCUACAAAAAACAACUGGCUUUGCAUCGAAGGUGUCAUUUACGACGUUACUAAUUUUGCUAGCGAGCAUCCUGGCGGCAAAGUCAUUAUAAAUACUUCUUUGGGAAAAGACAUGACUGCCGCUUUUAAUGGUGGGGUCUACGACCAUUCUAAUGCGGCCAGAAAUUUAAUGGCUUCUAUGCGUGUUGGUGUUAUAUCGGGUGGUAUGGAGAUAAUGAGCCGUAAAAUGAAACAAACGUGA
This is a messenger RNA of Acaulospora colombiana, 251 nucleotides long. The record is from the annotation of a GenBank genome assembly. Lineage: Eukaryota; Fungi; Glomeromycota; Glomeromycetes; Diversisporales; Acaulosporaceae.